This is a messenger RNA of Salvia miltiorrhiza (redroot sage), 1081 nucleotides long. Its product is annotated as 30S ribosomal protein S6 alpha, chloroplastic-like. NCBI's taxonomy places the organism in Eukaryota, Viridiplantae, Streptophyta, Magnoliopsida, Lamiales, Lamiaceae. Gene Ontology annotation, biological process: translation. Bases 111 to 716 code for a protein of 201 amino acids. Gene Ontology annotation, molecular function: small ribosomal subunit rRNA binding; structural constituent of ribosome. Gene Ontology annotation, cellular component: ribosome. The transcript has 3 exons. The record is from RefSeq and is a predicted model, not a curated record.
CUUUUUCCCAAAAUCGCGUUUAACAAAUCAAACGCAGACAACAAAUAGAUUCGCUAACUAAACCCACUUCCCUCUCUCUCUCUCUCUCUCUCGCUUCUGAGAAGCCAACAAUGGCAAUGGCAUCAGCUUCUCUCUCUUCCUCCACUCUCUUCAAAUCCAGCACCUCUCACCCUCACUCACCAUCUUCCUUCCUUCCUCUCCGCACAUCCUUUAAAUCCAAAAACUCCAUUAAAAUCCCGCUUCUGGUAAGCAGCCUAAAACCCCUGCUGCCGGCGGCAGCCAUGAAAGAAGAAUUCGACACGUCCAUUUUCGCCAACGAUUUCGGCGGACCGCCACCGAUCGAGGGGUUCAGCGAUCUGGAGCCCAAGGAGGAGCCUGAGUGCCCGCCGGGCCUCCGCCAGUACGAGACCAUGGCCAUCUUACGCCCCAACAUUUCCGAGGACGAGCGCCUCGCCUUUAUUCACAAGUACGAACAGUUGCUCUGUGCCGGGGGGGCUAUGUAUGUGGAGGUGUUGAACAAAGGGGUGCGCCCGCUUGCUUACAGCAUCAGGAAGAGAAACAAAGCUGGAGAGACCAACACUUACUUGGACAGUAUCCAGAUUCUCUUCACUUUCUUCACCAAGCCAGAGUCAAUCUCGAUUAUUGGGGAAACCCUACAAAGAGACGAUGAUGUUAUCCGCUCAUCCACUUUCAAGAUAAGGAAGAGGAAGUAUUAGUGACCUUUCAUUAAGUAUGGUAAAGAAAAUAUGGGGUGGGUUUACGCAUCGUUGAAUCUCAGGAUGAAGGUGCAAUGGAAUCACAAUUUUGAAGAAAUAUAUAUCUAGGAUGGCACAAGGUUUGCUAUACUGAUUCAUCUUAUGCAGUAUUGCUAAAACUAUACAUAAACAAUUGUAUACUGAUUGGGGAGAUGGAGGGAACCAUCGUUAUCAAUAUUACCAAUUUACUCAUCAAUCCAUGUGAAUUGUGAUGUAUAGUUGUGUAAUGCAGGGUUUCUAAGUUUAGUUUUGAUUACAAUUAUGUAGUUGCAUAUUGUAAUAAAAAAGAACUCAAAUGCCUAAAUAUGUCAUUUAGAUCGCAAUCA